CAUUUUUUUUAUUUAGGAAUUUUUUUCGAAAAAUUCUUCGAAAUUCGAAAAUAACCAAACAAUAUUUUCGGAAAAAAAAUCUACGACACUGGAAUGUCACAUUAUGUAUAUGUUUUUAGUUGGCGUGUAAACAAUAAAGAAAAUUUCUAAUAAAACUGUAAAAACUAUUAAAAACUCGUAAAAUAUUCGCUAGAAAUAUCUAUUCUGAUUUAAAGAUCAUUAUUUGUUAAAGAAGUGAAAAAAUAAGAAGAGUAAAGAAAAAUUACUGUGAAAAAAGGAAUCUAAACGUGUAAGGAUGCGAUCGGAAUUAGAGUCUUUUACACUCAAGCAGAGGGUAUUUCUCGUGAAAAAUUAUUAUCAAUACACAGGGGAUUAUCUUUGUGUAAAGACAAAGUAUGAGGAUAACUAUAAGGAUAGCAAUGAAUAUCCUCCAUUCUCAUAUGAUAUACUCAUUGAGAUAAUUAAUCUUUUUGAGCGAACCGGAAGUGUACUCAAGGCAACCGAAGGGGCAUAUGGAGGUACUGGACAAGUCAUUGAACAAAUUUAUGUCAGAGAUUUUGUCAAGGAAGAAGAUCCUGUGGUUCUCCCUCAAGAAGUUCCGAUACCAUCAACAUCCACAGCCCGAGUAGGUGAAGGAGAUGUAACAGAUGAUCAAGAGGAAUCUAUGAUGUGGGAUCAGGCUGAAUUUCCAUCUGGUAGUAGUUCCGAUCAGGAUGAAAAUAUUGCAGAGAAGCACGUUUGUGAUCAGUGUAAUGUGUCAUUCAAAAACCUCGAGGACUGGAACGGUCAUCAAAUGAAAAAGCACAAUAUUAUCCCCGACAUUUCGAAAUCUUCAAAAACUGAGCAUAAGAAAACAUGUAUAUGGUCAUUGAACAAAAGUGAUCCCCUUAAGUAUGCAGAUCCUAAGAACCCCUUAAACACGACUGGAUUACAUAAAAUGAAAAUGGAAGACGUAAAAAAUAUUUCGAUUGCUGAGCAACCAUCAAGCAUAACUCAUGAUCAUAUGGAAAGGGUAUUCAGUAGUACUUUCAAGCUUGAUCCUACGUAUGAUAAGGUAUUAAAAGAAAUAACAAAAAAAAUUGAUAAGCUUUUAAGGAUACAAAAAAACACAUUACCGAAAUUUUCCUUACUUGACGAGGAAACUGAAAAGCUCUCAGUGAAAUUUGAACAAAUAUUUCCUAUUGCUACUAAAGAUGAUUUAAAUCAGUUUAAUUGUAAGCUUAAAGAUGAAGAAUAUAGGAUGAAUGCUAAAAAAGAGCUUUGUAAGAUAAAUGGAUGCAAUGGGACGAGCGAUGGCACAAAAUGUGCAUAUAGAUUAGUGGACUACAUCUUCACACGUGACCUACUUACUCUGUAUUCUUGGACCGGCGCUUCACGUACGGGAACAAAAGAACCAUUCAAAAAUAAUACACAUUUUCUUGAUCUCUUUUACACCGUAAUAAGAAUGGCAGACAAUAGCUACGCAAAGGUGGAUGCCUACAAUUUCUUUAAGAACAAGGUACUGAAAUACAGUAUAGCUAGGUUACAGAUGAAAAAUGAAAAUUCAAGCCAGAACAACAAAGAUGAAAAUAGUUAAGAAAAAAUCCUAUUAAACACUUAAAAUAUUAAGAAAAGUUCAUUGUAUAGGGGAACGUGGCCCAAUUCCGACCUCCUUCGAUCUUUAUCAAUCCACUAUUACAUAAAAUUGAAAAAAAAAAAUUUAAAUGUAGAAAGUUAUGUGAGUAAAAAGCAUUAAAUGGGCUGGUACCAAAUAAUGGUAGGGGAGAGCGGGGUUAAAAAAGUCACUUCAGGGUUUAGAAAAAGCUCAAAAUACCAUAUUUCCCAAACAGAUAAAGCGAAAUGUAUAGCUCAAUUCUUUAGGAAAUUUACUGCCCUACAACUCUUUCUCAGACCAUUUUGUUCUAUCUAGCUAGGAAAUAUGAUAUUUUAGGCUUUUCCUAAACCCUUAAGUGACUUUAUUAGCCCCGCCCUCCCCUACCUUUAAGAAUAUUGCUUUUAAUUUUAUACAAUUUUUUCUCAUUCUGCACGGACCUUUGAAGGUCGGAUUUGGGCCACGUUCCCCUAUGUUUAAAAAAAAUGUUAGUUUGUGUUAACAAUGUAAACGAAUGCAGAAUUGUGAAAAUAAACUUAAAUUUUUAAAUAGAAAAAUGAGGAGACGGGGGCAAAGUGGCGUGGAAAAACUAUUAAAUAAUAUUAACAAUCUCCUCUGUAUAUGAUGUGUGAAAAUAAAUCUGAAUUUUCCUAUUGAAAUCUAAAUGAAGUUUUCUUCAUUAGCAAAAUAUAUGCAGUACCUAUACAACUUAUAGAAACAACAUUGUAAAGUUUAUU
Lutzomyia longipalpis is the source of this 2328-nucleotide messenger RNA. RefSeq lists its product as uncharacterized. The transcript is spliced from 4 exons. The record is from RefSeq and is a predicted model, not a curated record. Bases 296 to 1576 code for a protein of 426 amino acids. Lineage: Eukaryota; Metazoa; Arthropoda; Insecta; Diptera; Psychodidae.